AUGAUUAAUUAUAAUAAUCAAGUCUAUUUGUUUCAACCUGAAUCAUCAGCAUCAUUUGGUCUUUCAUUAGAACCAAAUCCAUUACCAGUAACAUCAAAUAAAAAUGAACUUGAUAUUAAUUAUGAAAAUAUGAUUGAAAAUUUAUUAUUACAACAAGUAUUACUUUAUACACGAGAACGAUCAAAAAAUAUACAUCCAUUACGUUCACCAUCAUCAACAACAAAUUCAUUAUUAGUACGACAACAAAUGAAUACACAAAGUGAUCAACAUUCAUUAUUAAAUUGUUCAACAUAUGAUAAUAAUGAUAAUGAUGAACCAACAUUAUGUCUUAUUGAAUCUCGUCAACAAAAUUCAAGUGAAUUAAUUGAAAAUAUUCUUAAUCAAUAUAAUCAACGUCAUGAUAAUCCAUCAAAUUUUGAUCAAACAUUAAUGGAAUUAAUUGUUAAACGUAAUCGUGAACGUCAUAAAAUUUCAUCCUAUGCAAAUAAUAUUUUUUAUUUACGUUUACAAUGGCUUGCUAUUGGUUUUGUUAUUGAUCGUUUAUUUUUUUCUAUUUAUUUUGCUGCAACAAUUAUAUCAUAUUUGGUAACAUUAUGGUUUAUACCUUUUACACAUCCAAAUUUAAAAAUUGAUAUUCAUACAUUAUAA
Molecule: messenger RNA, 648 nt
Organism: Rotaria sp. Silwood1
Lineage: Eukaryota; Metazoa; Rotifera; Eurotatoria; Philodinida; Philodinidae
Source: the annotation of a GenBank genome assembly